AUGCCAAGGUUCCCAUGGUCACCUAUCACUGCUUCUGCUGGUGUCUUAUUAAGUAACGACUAUCAAAAUGAAUAUUAUAAUAAUUAUUCUUCCACUUAUGAUAUCGCACUUUAUAUAAAGGCAGCUGUGAAUUUAAGAAUUAAAGGUGUAACCAAUUUGGAAAAUAGAAUAAAUGAAGCUUUAAAUAAUGACACUUUAAGCAUCCACGAGCUUACCAAGAAAUUUGGAGAAUAUUACGCGACAAAAUUAUACUUCGGUGGGAGGUUAACGAAAACUAUUAGAAUAACUAAGUUAGAAUUUAGCAGACAAAAGUCAGGAACGGCUUCUUUUAAAACUACGAUUGAUUCUGACGUAGCUAACAUGGAAUUAAAUAUAAGCCAUCAAAAUAAACAUGGAGAAAAUAAUAAAAAUAGAAAAGAGUAUGACAAAAUUGUAUCAUAUGGAGAAGAUAAUUGGAAAGUAGUUGAUUAUGAUGUAGAGCCAAUUUUUAAUAUCCUAAAACAUACAAACAUCUAUAAAAAAGUUGUUAAAAAAAUCCUUGGAAAAAGAAUUCUAUAUAAAAAUAUCAAUACUAUCCCAUUUUCACCUAAUGAACAAUAUAUCCACUAUAAUUUAAAUGUGUGCAAAGAUUUAGAACCUAUACUUCAUAAUUGUCAAAUUUUCCCUUCUAUUACAAGAGGUAAAAGUCCAUGUACACUAAAAAUUUUUUGGAUGGUUAUUGGUUAUCCGAUCGAUUUUACCUAUGGUUCUGAAAUUGAAUUUAAAUAUAGUGGCCACGAAGUUGUAGAUAAAAUUAACAGCAAUAAUUAUAGCAAGCCAAUUAAAAUCCAGAUUUCCGAAGACUUUAAAAAACAAAACUUUUGCAUUUUAGUAACAUGUGAUGAAUUUUUCACUCAAGAAAACAAAGAAACUUUGAAAACUGUGAUGGGUGUUAAACUUUUUAUGAAUAAUAAUAAUUUAGUAUCUCGUGCAUUUAUUUUUAAUCCUGGAGCUCAAACUCUAAAUAAUAUGAAUUGUUCCACACUUAAGAUUAGUUACAGCAUUGCCGAAAUUGACCGCUCUUUUUCAGCGUUGGAGAAAAAGUCAUCUAUAAGCAUCUUCAACAAACAACAGGCACUUUAUAAAAUUCCGAAGAGAUUAUAUAAACAUAUUGAACAAAUGUUUAUCACUGUUUAUGACCAAGAGGAAUUUGUGACCAUUACACCUAAAAACAUUAUUUUCUUCUCUAUUAGUGAUCCUGUUGAUAAAUAUCUUAAUAUUUUAUCUUUUUCACUGUUCUGA
Molecule: messenger RNA, 1281 nt
Organism: Dentiscutata erythropus
Lineage: Eukaryota; Fungi; Glomeromycota; Glomeromycetes; Diversisporales; Gigasporaceae
Source: the annotation of a GenBank genome assembly